Molecule: messenger RNA, 1865 nt
Organism: Lontra canadensis (Northern American river otter)
Lineage: Eukaryota; Metazoa; Chordata; Mammalia; Carnivora; Mustelidae
Gene: TUFT1
Product: tuftelin 1
Exons: 14
Coding region: 16-1233 (405 amino acids)
Biological process (GO): intracellular signal transduction
Cellular component (GO): intracellular anatomical structure; I band
Source: RefSeq, a predicted model, not a curated record
CAGGUGACCGACCAUAUGAUUUUUUCUCUCCAGAGGCAGAGGAAAACACACCUAGGAGUGGAUUUUGAAAGAGGAUUCAUUGAUACUUACUCCAAAGGAAUGAAUGCAUUCAAAAUGGGCAGCGUGGACAUUCUCAGGCUGACUCUACAGAGAGAACUGACAGGAGAUGAACUUGAACACUUAGCCCAGAAGGCGGGCAAGAAGACCUAUGCCAUGGUUUCUGGCCGCUCGACCAGUCAUUCCCUGGCCUCAGAACUGGUGGAGUCCAAUGACGGACAUGAAGAGAUCAUUAAGGUGUACCUGAAGGGGCGGUCUGGGGAUAAGAUGAUCCAUGAGAAGAAUAUCAAACAGCUGAAGAGUGAGGUGCAAUACAUCCAGGAGGCCCGGAACUGCCUGCAGAAGCUCCGGGAGGACUUAAGUAGCAAGCUUGACAGAGAUCCGGGAGAUUCUCUCCGUGGACAGGAGAUACAGGUGGUGUUAGAAAAGCCAAAUGGAUUAAAUCCAAGCUCCACAACACAGUAUAGCAGCCCACCUGAGGUAGAUGCCUACAUAAGCGAAGAUGCCGAGAGCUUGAGGAAGACUGUGCGGGACCUGCUUGUCAAGCUGCGGGAGGCUGAGCGGCAGCACCAGUCAGACCGAGUGGCUUUUGAGGUCACACUCAGCCGGUACCAGAGAGAAGCAGAACAGAGUCAAGUGGCCCUUCAGAGAGCAGAGGACCGAGUGGAGCAGAAGGAGGCUGAUGUCGGAGAGCUCCAGAAGCGCCUGCUAUGCAUGCAAGCGGAGCAUCAGGCCUUAUUGGUGAAGGUCAGGGAGGGGGAAACAGCCCUGGAGGAACUUCGGAGCAAGAACACUGACUGUCAAACAGAGCGAGAAAAGGCUGCCAACCUGGAAAAGGAAGUGGCCGGGCUGCGGGAAAAGAUCCACCACUUGGAUGACAUGCUGAAGAGCCAGCAGCGGAAAGUGCGGCAAAUGAUAGAGCAGCUCCAGAAUUCAAAAACUGUGGUCCAGUCAAAGGACAGCACUAUCCAGGAGCUCAAGGAGAAAAUCGCCUAUCUGGAAGCAGAGAAUUUAGAGAUGCAUGACCGAAUGGAACACCUGAUAGAAAAGCAGAUCAGUCAUGGCCAUUUUAGCACCCAGACCUGGACCAAGACCGAAAACCUGGGCAGCGUGAGGAUAUCCAAGCCCCCCAGCCCUAAUAAGCCCAUGCCUCUUAUUCGAGUGGUGGAAACAUGAGCAGAAGAGCUGGACGCUACUGUUGCCGCUGCUUCUCGCCUGCGGAGAAGCCGCCACCCCUGUAGGCUGCUCACCCCGACUUUGACUUCCUGACUGAUCCCUGGCUACAUUCAGGGCUGGGGGUCCAUGUGCCCCACUGUUUCCAAGCUCCUGUCCCCUGUGUGCUGGGCAGACAGAGGAUGCACACCCCUUCUGGACACUGCAGCCCUUGGAGGACGUUCACCCACCAGCGAGAGCCAGGGCAGUAUCCUUAUUCCUGUAGUUACUAGUUUUCUCUGUAGUAGAGCCGCCCUUCUCUUGUAGGCUGGAGUUCAGCUGCCCCAGGAUCCAGGCCCUCACUGGGUCGGGAGAGGUGGCAAGAUUUCCCUCACCCAGAGAAGCUGGAGGCACCAAGGUCUGCAGCAAGGGGAGGGUGUCCGGGGAAGGGGGAAUGAAGUUCCCUCCACAAACGCAGUUCAGUUCUUCGCAACUCAUUGUUUGUUUUUCCACUCACUCUGCCCUCAGCCCCUGCUGACCCAUGCCUCCUACAGACAGACCCAGGGCGACCUGUCAUGGCCUGGGGCAGAGUCAGUGAGCUGCAGCUUUGACUGGCCAGCCUUGUCUUCCUGGGAGAAGGAAAUGUACAUUCUGGG